Racocetra fulgida is the source of this 228-nucleotide messenger RNA. NCBI's taxonomy places the organism in Eukaryota, Fungi, Glomeromycota, Glomeromycetes, Diversisporales, Gigasporaceae. The record is from the annotation of a GenBank genome assembly.
AUCUUUAUAGUGGUAAUAUACUUGUUGAUCAUUACUAUGAUAUAAAAAUAGAUUUUGGAAUAAGCGAAUCAGCAAAUUUGAUAACAGAUACGAAAGAGAUAUAUGGAGUAAUUCCAUAUAUUGCACCUGAGAUAUUUAUUGGAGGAAAAUAUAUGAUAGCAUCAGAUGUUUACAGUUUUGGAAUGAUUAUGUGGGAAAUGACAACUGGCCAAAAGCCUUUUUAUGAUC